Molecule: messenger RNA, 1794 nt
Organism: Malassezia globosa CBS 7966
Lineage: Eukaryota; Fungi; Basidiomycota; Malasseziomycetes; Malasseziales; Malasseziaceae
Exons: 1
Coding region: 1-1794 (597 amino acids)
Molecular function (GO): flavin adenine dinucleotide binding; NADP binding; N,N-dimethylaniline monooxygenase activity
Source: RefSeq, a predicted model, not a curated record
AUGGAAGGAUACCCUACCAAGGCUCCUCCAGGUGUCCAACUAGUGAACGACCCCGUCAACCUGUCGGACAUCCCCACGGAGUACCAUGACUGUGUGUGCAUUGGCGGUGGCCUGAGUGGCGUUAGCAUUGCCUGCAAGCUCAAGAACAAGUACCAGAAAGUGCCUGACAUGGCGAUCCUCGAGCGUCUCGAGGGUCCAGCCGGGACAUGGGAGGCCAAUACGUAUCCAGGCUGUGCUUGUGACAUUCCUGCACCGCUGUACAGCCUGAGUUUUCGCCAGAAGAGCGACUGGAGUGGCCUCUUCCCUCGACAGCCCGAGAUCCGUGAGUACGUGCGCACGGUGGUAGCCGAGUACGGUAUCGGGCACCUGUUCCGCUUUCAUACUGUGGCGCUCGAGGCGCGCUAUGACGACGCAACGCAUCUCUGGCACAUUCUCUCUGCCACGUUCGAUCCCAAGAACCCGUGCGCACCUCGAAAGCACACUCACUACGUGUGCAAGCUCAUGAUCCAGGCGGUCGGCGGCUUGUCGGAACCAAACAAGUGUGACAUCCCGGGGCACGAGUCGUUCCAAGGUGCGUUGUUCCACUCAGCUAGCUGGGAUCAUUCUGUCGACCUGAAAAACAAGCAUGUGAUCGUCGUCGGCAACGGAUGCUCAGCCACGCAGAUUGUCCCUGAAGUGGCCAAAGAAGCAAAGCAUGUGACGCAAUUUGUGCGCUCCAAGCAUUGGUACGCGCCAUUGCCAGAUGCUGCGUUUGCAAAGACGGACUGGUUCCGCUGGCUGUUGACGAACGUGCCAUGGCUCAUGUGGCUGCUGCGCGCCUAUAUAUGGUAUAUGCUAGAGUCGGAUUUCUGCAUGGCCACAGGCUCCAAGAGGGGCCAGGAGAAACGUGAGGAAUGGGAAAGGGUCUGUCGCGACUACGUCACUCGCACGGCCCCGGAAAAGUACCAUGAGCAGCUGAUCCCCAGCAACAAUGAGCUCAUGGUGGCUUGCCGCCGCCGCAUUCUCGACAACGCGUAUCUGCCAUGUCUGAACUGGGAGAAUGUGGAUCUUGAAACUACCCAACUUGUGCGCAUCGAGCCUGACGCUGUGGUGACCGCUGACGGCCGUCGCAUUCCCGCCGACGUCAUUGUCAUGAGCAAUGGAUUCUCUGUCAAGGCAGCAGGUGCGCCACUGCAAGUCCGUGGUGCCACUAUGACGCAACAGGAACACUAUGACAGGUACGGGUUCGGUUCGCGACUCGCGUACCGCACAUCGUUCCUCGCUGGCUUCCCCAACAUGGCGAUGCUGAUCGGCCCCAAUGCAGGCACCGGCCACAUGUCGAUCAUCUAUACGUCCGAGCGUGAGCAGGAGCUGUUGAUGAGCGUGGCGGCACACGUACUGACGUCGCCCGCACCCAGCCAUGAGGCCGUGGCUCAUGUGCCUGGUACGCCAUACAAAGCUGCUGGUGCGCCAGUCCCGACGUUUGACGUGAAGCUGGACGCUGAGCUCCUCGAGCGAAACUGGAUCGACACCAAGAUGGAGUCGACCGUGUUUAGUACAUGUGACUCCUGGUACCGUGAUCCCAAGUCGGGCCGCGUGUCGGCCGUGUACCCUGACUGGCAGUGGAAGUUCGCCCUGCGCUGCUGGUUCCCUGUGUGGAAGGACUUUGCGUUUACGGGUCUUGCCAAAGGACAGUCGCACCCUGUAUCGACGAUCUGGCAGAAAAUCGGCUGUGCGCUUGGCCUCGGCACCAUUCCGUAUGUGCCGUCGCCGCCAGCAUGGGUCGUCGAGCGCAAUGCAUCCUGCGUCUCUUGA